This is a messenger RNA of Gorilla gorilla gorilla (western lowland gorilla), 1402 nucleotides long. RefSeq lists its product as uncharacterized. NCBI's taxonomy places the organism in Eukaryota, Metazoa, Chordata, Mammalia, Primates, Hominidae. The record is from RefSeq and is a predicted model, not a curated record. Bases 45 to 512 code for a protein of 155 amino acids. The transcript has 2 exons.
UGCUGUUGCCGAAGUUCGGGAUCUCCAUCUGCAGUGUCUGGGCCAUGGCAGCGGCUGCGCCGUGGCCGCGCUCCGGGGGGUCCCGGCGGGCUCCGCAGCGGCGGCUGGGGCCGGGCCUGGGCCCGGGGCGCGCCCCGCUGCGCCGGGGCCUCGGCCUCCGCCUCCGCGGCCUCCGCGGCCUCCGCCUCAGCAGCAGCGGCAGCCGCGGCGGCCAUUCAUUGUGGGCCAGGCCGCCCCAGCCGAGCGCCGAGCGAGCGCAAGCCGCGCCGCCGCCGCAGCCAGGCCAGGGAGGAGCGGCCCCGGCCCCGCCCGCGCACCGCCCUCGGGCCCCGCCCUCCAGGCGAGGCCAGCAGAGUUCCGAGCGCGCCCCUUCUAACCGGCUCAGUUUCCUCUCUAUGCCCCUGGGGGGAUCCUCGCCAGUACGUCGGCUCAGCUCGAUGGUUCGAAUCCCGACCCCGCCACCUUCUAGUCCCGCGACCUUGGGCAAGUCGCUCUACCUUUCCGAACUUUAGUUUCCUGUAAAACAAAAACAAUAAUGACUGCUGUUUAUUGUGGCAGGCACUGCGUUACGUUCUUUAUGGGAAUUAGCUCGUUUAAACUACACAGUAACAUUUUUUAGUGAGAACUGUUACAGACACACUAUAGAAAAUAAAGGCAGCUGGGCGCGGUGGCUCACGCCUGUAAUCCCAGCACUUUGGGAGACCGAGGUGGGUGGAUCGCCUGAGGUCAGGAGUUCGAAACCAGCCUGGCCAAUAUGGUGAAACUCUGUCUCUACUAAAAAUACAAAAAUUAGCCGGGCGUGAUGGCAUGCGCUUGUAAUCCCAGCUACUCGGGAGACUGAGGCAGGAGAAUCGCUUGCACCCAGGAGGCGGUGGUUGCCGUGAGCCGAGAUCAUGCCACUGCACUCCAGCCUGGGCGAGACUCCGUCUCAAAAAAAAAAAAAAAAAGAAAGAAAGAAAAGGAGGCACAGAGAAAUGAAGAAAGCUGGUCAAGAUCAUCACACAGCAAGGAAGUGAUGGCAGGUGCCAGGAUUUAAACACAGGCUCAAAAGCGACAAUAAGAGCUAAGACUUUUAUGAUGCUUACUUACCGGAUGCUAGGUUCUGUUAGCAUUUUACCUGCACUAACUCGUUUACUUCUCACUACAACCUAGUAACAAAUGGUAAAAAAAGUUCUGCCCAUUUUGCAAAAGCGGUAACUUAAGUUCAGAGUUAACAAGUCGCAGGGCGAGCUGAGACUGGAACCCAGGUAGCCGGGACCACUUCGCUGUCCUACCUUCAUACACUGGUUAGAACUUUACCGAGCGCUUACAAUGUUAGAGUGGUUCUUUGCACACUUUCCAGGAAUCUGUCAUUUAAUCUUUGCUCUAUCUGAGAAACCACGAUUCUCAUUUAAUAGGUAAG